Messenger RNA from Cornus florida, 2550 nucleotides. Its product is annotated as MDIS1-interacting receptor like kinase 2-like. The transcript has 3 exons. Gene Ontology annotation, molecular function: protein binding; ATP binding; protein kinase activity. Gene Ontology annotation, biological process: protein phosphorylation. Bases 1 to 2550 code for a protein of 849 amino acids. The record is from RefSeq and is a predicted model, not a curated record. Lineage: Eukaryota; Viridiplantae; Streptophyta; Magnoliopsida; Cornales; Cornaceae.
AUGAAAUUCCACCACCAAUUUCUUUCUAAUUUCCAACUUUUGUUCAUUUCCAUCAUCAUCCCUGCAGUGUUGCUUUCUUUUUCCCAUUUCACUUGGGCAGCUCCAAUUAGAGAAAAGGAAAGAGUGGCUCUUUUAAAGUGGAAGGCAAGUCUUGACAAUCAAACCCAAUCUCUUCUCUCAUCUUGGGCUCCAAACAGCAGCAGCAGCCCUUGCAAUUGGGUUGGGAUUGGUUGCAAAAAGGCGGGUAAUGGAAGUGUCACCCACAUACGCCUUCCAAGUGUUGGUUUAAGAGGUACACUUCACUCUCUCAACUUCUCAUGCUUCCCUCAUCUUCUCAGCAUUGAUCUUUCUAACAAUUCACUCCAAGGGAAUAUCCCCAAGCACAUCACUAGCCUCUCCAAGCUCACUUAUCUGGACUUGUCCCACAAUAAAUUCACUGGCUCUAUACCUACAGAGUUGAAUAAUCUCACCCAUUUGAAAAGCUUGCAAUUAGGUGAGAACAAGCUUACUGGUCAUUUACCACAUAACAUAUGCCGUGGUGGAUCACUUGCAAAUUUCAGUGCAUCUGGCAACAAUCUCACGGGUCCAAUCCCUAACAGCUUGAAGAGUUGCCCUAGCUUAUUCAGAGUUAGGCUUGAAAGAAACCAACUUUCUGGAAAUAUAUCAAAAGAUUUCGGCAUAUAUCCAAACUUGGAUUAUAUCGAUUUAAGUGAUAAUAAAUUGUACGGCGAGCUUUCUGGUAAAUGGGGCCAGUGCCACAAUCUAACAAGCCUAAGAGUGUCCAACAACAAUAUUUCUGGUGAGAUACCACCUGAAUUGGGAAAUGCAACUCAGCUACGUGUACUUGACAUCUCUUCAAACCGUCUAGUCGGAAAAAUCCCAAAGAGUUUAGGAAGGUUAACUUCAUUGAUAAAACUUGAUUUAAGCAACAACAGACUUUCAGGAAACAUUCCUUUGGAAAUUGGUGAACUGUUAGACUUGGGACGUCUUAAUUUGGCAGCAAAUAACCUAAGUGGCUCAAUUCCUGAAGUAUUGGGGGAGUUCGUGAAACUAUUAUACUUGAAUUUGAGCAGAAAUAUUCUUGAUGAAGAUAUUCCUUUUCGCCUAGGCAAUUUGCACUCCCUUGAAAAUCUUGAUGUCAGCCACAAUUUACUAAAAGGGAAUAUACCAAACCAGCUUGGACAAUUGCGAAGGUUAGAAGCAUUGAAUUUCUCCCACAACAAGCUCUCUGGUUCCAUCCCCUUCACUUUUGAUGGUAUGCCAAGUUUGACUUUUGUUGAUGUAUCAUACAAUCAGUUAGAGGGUCCUAUUCCGAAAAAUAAAGCAUUUCAAGAGGCUCCUUUUUAUGCAUUCAGAAAUAAUAAAGGUUUGUGCGGCAAUGCCACUGGUUUGAGGGCUUGUGCACCCACAAUGAACAAUGAGGCUAAUAAGGGGGAGAAUGGCAACAAACUUCCGAUUUUGAUUAUAGUUCCUCCUUUAGGCAUUUUGCUUCUUUCAUUUUUGGUUGUUGGGAUUUUCUAUCUACUUUACCUGAAAGUCGGCAGGGUAGAAAAUGAGCCAAGAAGAGCAAAUUACACUCAGAAUAAUUUGCUUUCAAUAUGGAGUUAUGAUGGGAAAAUGGUAUAUGAGAACGUCAUUGAAGCGACAGAGGACUUCAGCUCUGAUCAUUGCAUUGGGGUGGGAGGAUCAGCAAGUGUUUAUAAAGCUCAGUUGCCAGGUGGUCAAAAAGUUGCUGUGAAGAAAUUUCAUGCCCUGGAAGAUGAUGAUAACCAGGCUAAUGAAAAUAGUUUUACAAGUGAAAUUCGAACAUUAACAGAAAUACGCCAUCGGAAUAUUGUGAAGCUUUAUGGUUUUUGUGCACACCCACGACACUCAUUUUUGGUUUACGAGUUCUUGGAAGGGGGGAGUUUGCAGAAGAUCUUGAGCAGUGACCCACAAGCCUCAGAGUGCGGUUGGAUUAGGAGAGUAAAUGUGGUUAAAGAUGUGGCAGAUGCUUUGUGUUACAUGCAUCAUGAUUGUUUGCCUCCUAUAGUCCAUCGAGACAUAUCAAGCAAGAAUGUGUUGUUAGAUUCUGAAUAUGUGGCUCACAUCUCUGACUUCGGCACUGCUAGGCUUCUAAAUCCGAACACUUCAAAUUGGACUUCGUUCGCGGGGACCUUUGGGUAUGCUGCUCCAGAGCUCGCUUAUACAAUGGAAGUGAAUGAGAAAUGCGAUGUUUAUAGCUUUGGAGUGCUGAUACUAGAAGUGAUCACGGGAAAGCAUCCAGGCAAGCUCAUCUCCUCUCUAUCAUCAUCAUCAUCGCCACCGACAUUGCUUGUCCGAGAUAUACUCUUGAGGAAUGUGUUGGAUCAACGACUUUCACCCCCAGCGGAACAAGUGGCAGAGGAAUUAGUAUUUAUCACCAAGCUAGCUUUUGCAUGCUUGCAUGUCAAUCCCCAAUCUCGGCCAACAAUGGGAAACGUCUCCAAAGAGUUAUCAAAACGAAGGCCAACUCUACAAAUUCCAUUCCACAUGAUUACAAUAGGACACUGCUUGUUAUCGGAUCUUUAG